Messenger RNA from Moesziomyces aphidis, 1083 nucleotides. The record is from the annotation of a GenBank genome assembly. Lineage: Eukaryota; Fungi; Basidiomycota; Ustilaginomycetes; Ustilaginales; Ustilaginaceae.
AUGGCCGCCACCGUCGCCCCCGCCUACAACGCCUCGCAUGGCCACCAGUCCGCCGUGGACGUCUCGGCUGCUUCGGCCACCGCCGCCACCACCAAGGCCUCUUCGUCCUCAUCGUCAUCGUCGCGCCCCUCGCAGCGAUCCGAACCGCAAGACCGCUUCUACGGUUACAGAGAAACUUCGGAGCUGUGUGAAAGGUUCAUCCUCUACCUCUUCGCCUGCCCACUCGACUCGACCUCGGCAUCCGCCAGUCUCGCUUCGUCCAACGGCACGCCCGCUCCGCGCCUCUCCGAGUUCAUCGCCUACGCGCUCUACAGGACGCGUCUGCCCGAGGUCGUCACCUUCCAGGCGCUCUUUCUCUUGCUGCGACUCAAGAUCCGCUUCCCCGCCGCGCGCGGCUCGUCGGGCCACCGCCUCUUCAUCUCGGCACUCAUGAUCGCCAGCAAGAGCAGUUGCGACGACACCUACUCUAACAAGAGCUGGGCCAUUGUCGGCCAAGGCCUCUUCAGCCUGCGCGAGAUCAACCAGAUGGAGCGCGAGCUCUUCGGCUACCUCGGAUACAAGGUCAACGUCUCGCCCGAGGAGCUCGAGGUGUUCACCUACGAGCUCGAGCAGGACUGCGACGGCGGCCGCAUCGACCUCGUCGUGCGCAAGAUCCUCCAACUCAUGUCGCGCCGCAACAGCAUCGACGACGCCAGCAUCGGCAUGGCGCGCGAGCGCUCCGAGAGCGUCUCGAGCGCAAAGUCGUCGGCUCCGCCCACGCCCGCGCUCGAGUCUUCGGGCUUCUCGUCGCCAUCGCUCGACUCGCACGCCGGCCCGCAGCGCGUCUCGUCGGGUCGCCACUCGCGGCAGUCGAGCGUGUCGCACUCGUUUGGCCAGCGCGCCAGCAUCUCGGGCUACGCACCUGCCACCAUGGCCAUGUCGAGCUCCACCGGCCACCUCGCCAGCGCCACCUCGACCGCCGCCGCGGCUGCCAUGCCUGCCGCCACGCCCAUGGUCAAGAGCGCCAGCCACCGCCAGGAAAGGAGCGCCACUGCACCGAGCUUCAUCCAUCCGUUCAUCAACCACGCGCGCGAGAGGUCGUGA